AUGUCCAGUCACGACGAGUAUUCCUCAGACGAAGAAAGCUUGUUCGACUCGCAGAAGUCAGAUGUUUUUCUCGGGUUUGUGGAUAUCGGAAUAGGAGAAGAUGAUGAGUACCCUACAAUUGAAGACACCUUCAUUGGAGGACAGCCCAUCUGGCCCCAUCCACAACUGAAGCCCAAGGAAGAAGACAUGAAAUGUGACAACUGUGGCAAACUUAUGGCUUUGCUACUACAAGCGUUUGCUCCUCUAGACGGCAAGACCUACGACAGAGUGAUUUAUAUAUUUGCAUGUAAGAAUACUGCCCAGUGCUCAGGCAAGAAAGGAAGCGUCAAAGCCCUUCGUGCUGUGAAUAAGGACCCUGCUAUAGCAGAACGAAUCUUGCAGGAGCAACAGGAAGAAACUCAGAAGGCUUUGGAUGAGAAGCUUCGUUUGGAGAACAAGAAGAAGAUCCAGAUCGAGAUGACCAAGGACCUUUUUGAUGUGACGAAGCCCAGCGAUGGGAAAGGGAACCCAUUUCUGAACAGCAACCCGUUCAGCUCGCUGCAACCGUUUGGAGAAACAAAUCCUUUCACAGGAACGAAUUCGUUUGGAUCGAGUGAGAAGACGGAAGGGAUCAGUCACAACAAGAGCAGCGUCAAAAGUUACGCCGACGUCAGCAAAUCUGCUAAACCCCCAGCAAAAGCAUCAAAGCCAGUGCUGGCAGAGUUGCCUGAAUAUCCCGGGUAUAUCCUCUUCACGGAGAAGGAGAAGUUAAAGAAAGUGACGCUUGAGCCAGAGUUGGAGAAGUAUAAGCAUUUGAUAGAAAAUUCUGCAGAGGAGGGAGACAGCGAAGGCAAAAGCGGCAAGAAGGAAAGAAGCUUAUCGUCGUCCAGCUCGUCGUCAGCUGCAGUGAACACCCAGACAAAUCAGAUCUCCAAGAUGCUCCAGGACAAGUUUUUCGAGAGCUUCACCUCUGUGGUGAAUCACAAUCCAACACAAGUUCUUCGCUACGAUCUAGACGGAAAGCCUGUUCUCUACAGCGGGAAGGACGAGGUUGCAAAGCAAGUUAACGAAGGAACCAUCCCUGAUCCAGCAUACAACCCCUCUUCGAGAAGACGGUUUGAGCUACAGUUGAUGCCCAAGACGAUCAUGGAUCUUGAGAAGAACGCCAAUUCCGUGGCCGACAUCUUGAACGGGAUGUCUUGGGGAACAAUCAUAGUGUACACUGAUGAGGAGGAUUACAUGCCCAGUGUCGACGAACAUCACGUUGGAUACGUGAGAGAGUACUGUGGUGUGCAGUGGGAAGAGAGCGUAGAGCGUGCCCAACAAGGCGCCAGCGACGAAUAG
Messenger RNA from Candidozyma auris, 1323 nucleotides. RefSeq lists its product as uncharacterized. Gene Ontology annotation, cellular component: cytoplasm. The coding region runs from base 1 to 1323 and encodes 440 amino acids. Gene Ontology annotation, biological process: maturation of SSU-rRNA. The record is from RefSeq and is a predicted model, not a curated record. The transcript has a single exon. Lineage: Eukaryota; Fungi; Ascomycota; Pichiomycetes; Serinales; Metschnikowiaceae.